UCGAAAUUGAGUGUUUCAAAGGCUACACUAGAAAUGUCGGCAAAAGAAGAAAAUAAGCCAAACGGCGACACUUCAGUAAACUCUAAAGUUCCAGCUUGGGUUAAAGCUGAACUUUUUGAAGACUUUCUGAAGCAAACCAUUCCUGAUUUUAAAGGAAUAAAAAAUUUCAAAGCCUAUCCAGCUUUAGCUGCUGGUGAAAAUUAUGCAACUGUGGUGCUAAGAAUUGAAAUAGAAAUGGAGUUGGCAGAUGAGAAAACUAAAACUGCUUCAUAUAUAAUGAAAGUACGUCAUGCCAAUCUAUUGUUCAAAGAUGCGCCUGUACAGGAACACAAUAUAUUUGAUAUAGAAGCUGAUAUGUAUUUAAAUAUUGUGCCGCAAUUUGAAAGAAUGUACAACGAGGCAGGCGUACAAAUCAAAUUUGGUGCCCAGUGUUAUAAGCUCAAUACUAAAGAAGACUAUGUACUUCUGGAAGAUCUGAGGCCGCGCGACUUUAAGAAUGCAAAUCGUUUAGAAGGUCUGGACUUAGAACAUACCAAAGCCACUCUCAAAAAGUUGGCACAAUGGCAUGCUGCUUCAGCUGUGUAUGUGGAGACGAUAGGAAAAUAUGAUGACAAAUAUCUUGUAGGACAUUUUAGGCCAGACUUUAAAGGUAUGAUGAAACAAGUUACUGAUGGUAUGGCGAAAUCAUUUUUAACAUGUAUGAAAACAUAUGCUGGUCACGAGGAGUAUGAAGAUAGUGUGUUAAAAGUCGCACCUAAGAUGGUAGAUGAACUUUUCAAGUUUAGCAAAAUUGAUGCAAGUGAGUUUAAUGUACUCAACCAUGGAGAUUGCUGGUCAAAUAAUAUUAUGUCUCAAUGGGAUGCUUUUGGUAAAAUCAAAGAAACAUAUUUGGUAGAUUAUCAAAUACCAAAAUAUGGCACACCAGCACAAGAUUUACUUUACUUUCUGUUAUCGUCAACGAAAUUAGAAUUGAAAUUAAGUCAAUUUGAAUAUUUUAUAAAAUACUAUUACGAUAAUUUGAUUGAAAAUUUGAAAUUACUUAAAUAUAACAAACCCUUGCCACAACUCAAGGAAAUACAUGCAAUAUUGUAUAAAUAUGGACUAUGGGGUUACACCACAGCGACUGGUGUUAUGGCAGCAGUAUUGCUGGAUCCUAACGACAAUGCGGAUCUGGAAAUGUUUGUCAGUGAGUCAAAUACGGCUGCAGACUUCAAAAUGUUAAUGUUUUCAAAUGGACGCUAUCGCAAGCAUAUAGAAGCUAUUUUACCAUGGUUAAAGAACCGAGGUGCUUUAGAGUAUUGAUUUGCAGCUACAAUAACUGAAAUGACAACUGAAGUAUUUUGUAUAUUAAGAAUUAUUUCCACAAUACAAAUGCUUUUCA
Messenger RNA from Teleopsis dalmanni, 1381 nucleotides. RefSeq lists its product as uncharacterized. The transcript has 4 exons. Lineage: Eukaryota; Metazoa; Arthropoda; Insecta; Diptera; Diopsidae. The record is from RefSeq and is a predicted model, not a curated record. The coding region runs from base 34 to 1302 and encodes 422 amino acids.